This is a messenger RNA of Phytophthora nicotianae INRA-310, 1470 nucleotides long. RefSeq lists its product as hypothetical. The coding region runs from base 409 to 1308 and encodes 299 amino acids. The record is from RefSeq and is a predicted model, not a curated record. The transcript has a single exon. NCBI's taxonomy places the organism in Eukaryota, Oomycota, Peronosporomycetes, Peronosporales, Peronosporaceae. Gene Ontology annotation, molecular function: DNA-binding transcription factor activity.
UAUUAUCCAGAUAACAACAUCCGAACAAUACUGCAGUGGCGUCGUGUGCAUGUGCCGUCGUACAACCACUCGAAAUGCAUCACACGGCCAUCAUAGACGUGGUACGUGUCGAGCAUCGUAGCGGCGUCGAGGCAAACGGCAACGAGUCUCCAUUCGCGUUGGCAUUCCUACAGUCUCCGUUACAGCAGCUGGAAGCUGUCAUCCACCCGGGAAACCAGAUGCUGUCAAGUCUUGACUCAAGGUGUCAAGAGGCCGGUUUGUGCGCAGGUUACUUGAUGGAGCUUGUGGAUUGGAUUCGCUGCCCCUGCCUUUUCGGUCGCUGCUGCCUGCUGUCAAGUUCGACGAGAGAGAGCCACUCGGCUGCUGUCCGCCGUGCCUUCUGGUCCGGAACCUCUUUCGUCCGCCCCCAUGGCGAGCGUGGCGCAGUCUCUGCCUCAUUAUUCAUUUGGUCGCCUCGGACUCACAGGAACCACCACCUCGACGAUCAUGUCAACGUUCUCAGCGAUCCGAUUGCCACACCUGUCGACGACCGAGUCGUUCCAGUUGCACCCGCAGCAAUAUCAGUUCGGUGGUAUGCCGCACGCUGCCAACUACGCCAAUCCGGCGCAGGAGCGCAUGGCACUGCCUCCGCUCAAUGUUCUGCCGUCGCGUGCGUACGCGCCGUCGGGCUUCGUACAGAAGCCAAUGCCAGCUAUGGUGGCUUCCCCGGCCGCGACACUAUCGCAUCAGCCAGUUCAGUCGCCGUCUAAGAAACGCGUUCGCGCGCUGCCCAACGCCUCCAAGUCCAUCACGCUGGACAUGCUUCGUCCGCACUUCGAGAAGCCUCUGGCCGAAGUGGCCAACAUCUUCGGUAUCUGCAUGACGCUCAUGAAGAAGAUCUGCCGUAAAAACGGCGUGCCACGUUGGCCGCACCGUCAAAUCCGUGGACUGCGUAAGAGCAUCUGGUCCAUCGAGAAGGCUCUGCGUUGCUGCGAGUCCGAGGCUCAGCGCCGCUCGUACAACGACCACCUGCAGAAGCAGCGAGCGAAGUUGCUCACGAUCCUGAAGGGACCUGCCAGUCCGAACAGCAAGGCUGCGUUCGAACUCGUGCUGUCGGAGCCGUGCUCCCCGAUGGGUGAGGUGGCAACUCCCACCGCGGCCGAGAAGACUCAGAGCCCGAGCUCCUCGGUUGCCAGCCCGGCGGCUCACUUCCAGAUGCCGACGGUGUACCAGACCCAGGCGGUCAAUGGGUCACCCAAGCUGCCGUCGAUCGCGUCGCUCCUGAUCAAGAACGAGGAGCAGCGCCCCAACUACAACUACCAGUUCUAAGUUGUUGUGCCUCUGUGUGAGUCCAAGUCAAUGUCGUGCGCAUGAUCAAGACGGGGGAUAUGUGUUUCAGUGUAGUGAGUCGAGUUGCGUGCUUCAGUAGUGUAGCUUUGUGUUAGGUGGACUAUAAUGGAAGAGUCUAUUAUCUCAAACAUUUCGCUCUGG